Gigantopelta aegis is the source of this 7742-nucleotide messenger RNA. Its product is annotated as AP2/ERF domain-containing protein PFD0985w-like. The transcript has 2 exons. Lineage: Eukaryota; Metazoa; Mollusca; Gastropoda; Neomphalida; Peltospiridae. The coding region runs from base 89 to 7543 and encodes 2484 amino acids. The record is from RefSeq and is a predicted model, not a curated record.
CUUGCACCUUGUCUCCUCCCGCUCUCACAUUAAUGCGUAUUUCUGCAGUAUGUAUACUCGAUAAAAAAAAACAUACAGACAGACAAAAAUGAAACUUGUCAACACUCUAUUAUUGCUGAUUUUUGGGGCGUCCAUUGUUCCUGUGUCUGACAGCAGAGCCAUUUUGAGAAAGGGCAGAGAACGGAAAUCUCGAUCCACCAGCAAUGUCUUGUCUAUUGGUGACGAUGGUAGUAUUGCCAACAGUCAACAUGAGAAUUCACUUUACAAACUGACGGGAAAACUGCACGCCCUGGGGAAAUUCACUGACAGCAAUGCGAUAAAAAAAGAUGGCUCUGGUUCUAGUAAUGUCGGGAAGAACAGAACGAACCACGGGGUUCCUUUUACUGAAGUCAAUGUCCAUCAAGAUGGUGGCCGUAAAGAUACUAGUAAUAAUACAGAUGAUGAAAAUGUUACUGACGCAACACAAGACCCUAGCUCUGAUGGUGGGAAGAAUAACACGAACCAUGCUGUUCCUUUUACUGAAAUCUCUGGCCAUCACGGUGACGAUCGUAAAGAUAAUGGCAAUAACGCAGGUGGCAGAACUUUGACUGCUGCAACACAAGACGAUAACCCUAAUGGUGGGAGGAAUAACAUGAACCAUGUUGUUCCCUUUACUGGUGCCUUUGUCCAUCAUAGUGACGACAGUAAAGAUAAUAGUAACAACGCUGAUGGUAGGAAUGUGACUGCUGCAAUAGAAGAAGAUAACUCUGAUACUAGUAACGGUGGGAAGAAUAAAAUGAACUCUGCUGUUCCUUUUAUUGACGCCUUUGUCCAUCAUGGUGACGAUCGUAAAGAUAAUAGUAAUAAUACAGAUGGUAGAACUGUGACUGCUGCAAUAGAAGAAGAUAACUCAGAUACGAGUAAUGAUGAAAAGAAUAAAAUAAACCACGGUAUUCCUUUUAUUGACGUCUUUGUCCAUCAUGGUGACGAUCGUAAAGAGAAUGGUAAUAAUACAGAUGGUAGAACUGUGACUGCUGCAACACAAGACGAUAACUCUGAUACUAGUAAUGAUGGGAAGAAUGACAUGAACAAUGCUGUUCAUUUUACUGGUACCAUUGUCCAGCAGAGUGAUGACCGUAAGGACAAUGGUAAUAACACAGAUAGGAGAAUUGUGACUGUUGCAACACAAGACGACAACUCUGAUACUAGUAAUGAUGGGAAGAAUGACAUGAACAAUGCUGUUCAUUUUACUGGUACCAUUGUUCAGCAGAGUGACGACAGGAAAGAUAAUGGCAAUAACACAGAUAGGAGAAUUGUGACUGUUGCAACUCAAGACGAUAGCUCUGAUUCUAGUAAUGACGGAAAUAAUAAAAUUAACAAUGGGGUUCCUUUUACUGGUGCCUUUGUUCAGCACGAUGAUGACCAUAAAAAUAAUGGCAAUAACGCAGAUAGGAGAACUGUUACUGAUACAAUUCAAGGCUAUAACUCUGAUUCUAGUAAUGGCGAGAAAAAUACAAUUAACCUUGUUGUUCCUUUUACUGAUGCCAACGUCGAUCAUGGUGACGACUAUAAAGACAAUGGUAAUAACGCAGAUGGUAGAACUGUGACUGCUGCAACACAAGACGAUAACAAUUCUAGUAAUGGUGAGAAGAAUAUGAACAAUGGGGCUCCUUUUAUUGGUGCCAAUGUCGAUCAAGGUGACGACAGGAAAGCGAAUGGUAAUAACACUCUUGGACGAAAUGCGACUGCUGAAAUCUUUAAUAAUCAUAUUAAUGAUGACGACGAUGAUUCAGCUAAUAACGAUGGUAGCAACAACAUUGUCACAUCUAUUAUUGCUGGUGAUGAAAAUGCGGAUGCCAGUGAUGCUGGUGAUGGCUUUAGAAACGAAAUCAGUGUAAAUAUUCAGAAACAUCACGAUGAUGACAUCAGUUCAGAUGAUGAUGAUGAUGAUGAUGAAAAAACAGAUGGUGAUUAUGUCAAUGCAUCUGAUGUCACUGUUGAUGAUGUGCAUGGUGAUAGUGAUCAGGAUGGUGAUGACAGCGAUGAGGAAAAGAAAAAGGAUAAUAAUGAUAACAAUGUUGAUGACGAUGAUAAUAAGAAAGUUGAUAAUGAUAGGAAUGGUGAUGAUAGCGAUGAGGAAAAGAACAAUGAUAAUAACGAUAAAAAUAUUGAUGAUGAUAAUAAGAAAGUUGAUAGUGAUCUGAAUGGUGAUGAUAGCGAUGAGGAAAAGAACAAUGAUAAUAAUGAUAAAAAUAUUGAUGAUGAUGAUACUAAGAAAGUUGAUAGUUAUCGGAAUGGUGAUGAUAACGAUGAGAAAAAUUAUAAUGAUAACAAUGUUGAUGACGAUGAUAAUAAGAAAGUUGAUAGUUAUCGGGAUGGUGAUGAUAGUGAUGAGGAAAAUAAUAAUGAUAAUAAUGAUAACAAUGUUGAUGACGAUGAUAAUAAGAAAGUUGAUAGUGAUCUGAAUGGUGAUGAUAGCAAUGAGGAAAAGAAUAAUGAUAACAAUGUUGAUGAUGAUGAUAAUAAGAAAGUUGAUAGUGGUCGGAAUGGUGAUGAUAGCGAUGAGGAAAAGAACAAUGAUAAUAAUGAUAACAAUGUUGAUGACGAUGAUAAAAAAGUUGAUAGUGAUCUGAAUGGUGAUGAUAGCGAUGAGGAAAAGAACAAUGAUAAUAAUGAUAACAAUGUUGAUGACGAUGAUAAUAAGAAAGUUGAUAGUGAUCUGAAUGGUGAUGAUAGCGAUGAGGAAAAGAACAAUGAUAACAAUGUUGAUGACGAUGAUAAUAAGAAAGUUGAUAGUGAUCUGAAUGGAGAUGAUAGCGAUGAGGAAAAGAACAAUGAUAACAAUGUUGAUGACGAUGAUAAUAAGAAAGUUGAUAGUGAUCUGAAUGGUGAUGAUAGCGAUGAGGAAAAGAACAAUGAUAAUAAUGAUAACAAUGUUGAUGACGAUGAUAAUAAAAAAGUUGAUUUUGAUCGGGAUGGUGAUGACAGCGAUGAGGAAAAUGAAAAUGAUAAUAAUGAUAACAAUGUUGAUGACGGUGAUAACAAGAAAGUUGAUAGUUAUCGGGAUGGUGAUGAUAGUGAUGAGGAAAAGAACACUGAUAAUAAUGAUUACAAUGUUGAUGACGAUGAUAAUAAGAAAGUUGAUAGUAGUCAGAAUGGUGAUGACAGCGAUGAGAAAAAGAACAAUGAUAACAAUGUUGGUGACGAUGAUAAUAAGAAAGUUGAUAGUGAUCUGAAUGGUGAUGAUAGCGAUGAGGAAAAGAACAAUGAUAAUAAUGAUAACAAUGUUGAUGACGAUGAUAAUAAGAAAGUUGAUAGUGGUCAGAAUGGUGAUGACAGCGAUGAGGAAAAGAACAAUGAUAACAAUGUUGAUGAUGAUGAUAAUAAAGUUGAUAGUGAUCUGAAUGGUGAUGAUAGCGAUGAGGAAAAUAAUAAUAAUGAUAACAGUGUUGAUGAUGAUGAUGAUGAUAAGAAAGUUGAUAGUGAUCUGAAUGGUGAUGAUAGCGAUGAGGAAAAGAACAAUGAUAAUAAUGAUAACAAUGUUGAUGACGAUGAUAAUAAGAAAGUUGAUAGUAGUCAGAAUGGUGAUGAUAGCGAUGAGGAAAAGAACAAUGAUAACAAUGUUGAUGACGAUGAUAAUAAGAAAGUUGAUAGUGAUCUGAAUGGUGAUGAUAGCGAUGAGGAAAAGAACAAUGAUAAUAAUGAUAACAAUGUUGAUGACGAUGAUAAUAAGAAAGUUGAUAGUGGUCAGAAUGGUGAUGACAGCGAUGAGGAAAAGAACAAUGAUAAUAAUGAUAACAAUGUUGAUGACGAUGAUAAUAAGAACGUUGAUAGUGAUCUGAAUGGUGAUGAUAGCGAUGAGGAAAAGAAUAAUAAUGAUAACAAUGUUGAUGAUGAUGAUAAGAAAGUUGAUCGUGAUCUGAAUGGUGAUGAUAGCGAUGAGGAAAAGAACAAUGAUAAUAAUGAUAACAAUGUUGAUGACGAUGAUAAUAAGAAAGUUGAUAGUGGUCAGAAUGGUGAUGACGGCGAUGAGGAAAAGAACAAUGAUAACAAUGUUGAUGAUGAUGAUAAUAAGAAAGUUGAUAGUGAUCUGAAUGGUGAUGAUAGCGAUGAGGAAAAGAAUAAUAAUGAUAACAAUGUUGAUGAUGAUGAUAAGAAAGUUGAUAGUGAUCUGAAUGGUGAUGAUAGCGAUGAGGAAAAGAACAAUGAUAAUAAUGAUAACAAUGUUGAUGAUGAUGAUGAUAAUAAUAAGAAAGUUGAUAGUAGUCGGAAUGGUGAUGAUAGCGAUGAGGAAAAGAACAAUGAUAAUAAUGAUAACAAUGUUGAUGACGAUGAUAAUAAGAAAGUUGAUAGUGAUCUGAAUGGUGAUGACAGCGAUGAGGAAAAGAACAAUGAUAAUAAUGAUAACAAUGUUGUUGAUGAUGAUGAUAAUAAUAAGAAAGUUGAUAGUUAUCGGGAUGGUGAUGAUAGUGAUGAGGAAAAGAAUAAUAAUGAUAAUAAUGAUAACAAUGUUGAUGACGAUGAAAAUAAGAAAGUUGAUAGUGGUCGGAAUGGUGAUGACAGCGAUGAGGAAAAGAACAAUGAUAACAAUGUUGAUGAUGAUAAUAAGAAAGUUGAUAGUGAUCUGAAUGGUGAUGAUAGCGAUGAGGAAAAGAAUAAUGAUAACAAUGUUGAUGACGAUGAUAAUAAGAAAGUUGAUAGUUAUCGGGAUGGUGAUGAUAGCGAUGAGGAAAAGAAUGAUAACAAUGUUGAUGACGAUGAUAAUAAAAAAGUUGAUUUUGAUCGGGAUGGCGAUGACAGCGAUGAGGAAAAUGAUAAUGAUAAUGAUGAUAACAAUGUUGAUGACGGUGAUAAUAAGAAAGUUGAUAGUGAUCGGGAUGGUGUUGAUAGUGAUGAGGAAAAUGAUAAUAAUAAUAAUGUUGACGACGAUGAUAAUAAGAAAGUUGGUAGUGAUCGGGAUGGUGUUGACAGCGAUGAGGAAAAUAAUAAUGAUAAUAAUGAUAACAAUGUUGACGACGAUGAUAAUAAGAAAGUUGAUAGUGAUCGGGAUGGUGUUGACAGCGAUGAGGAAAAUAAUGAUAACAAUGUUGAUGAUGAUGAUAAUAAGAAAGUUGAUAGUGAUCGGGAUGGUGAUGAUAUAGAUGUGGAAAAGAACAAUGAUAACAAUGUUGAUGAUGAUGAUAAUAAGAAAGUUGAUAGUUAUCGGAAUGGUGAUGAUAGCGAUGAGGAAAAUAAUAAUAAUGAUAACAAUGUUGAUGACGAUGAUAAUAAGAAAGCUGAUAGUGAUCGAGAUGAUGAUGAUGUUGAUGAUGAUGAUGAUGAUGGCAAUAAGGACAAUAGUAAUCGGGAUGUUGAUAAUAGGCCUUAUGCUAACAAUGGUGAUAAGAAAACUAUUGAUAAUAACAGAAAAGAUGAUGACAAUGUUGGUGAUAACGGUGAUGACAGUGACGAGAAGAGAGUUGCUAAUGAUAAUGAUCAUGAUAAUGUCAGUGAUAUUAACAACGUUGUCACUGGUCAGAAAACUAAUGAUGAUGGUGUUGGCGAUGAUAAUGAUGAUCAUGAUAACGUCAAUGAUAUUAGCAACGUUGUCAAUGAUGAGAAAACUAAUGAUCGUGAUGACGAUGAUAAUGAUAAUAAUGAUGAUGUCAAUGUUAUUAACAACGUUGUCACUGUUGAGAAAACUAAUGAUCGUGAUGACGAUAAUAAUGAUGAGAAUCAGAAUAAAAAUGAAGAUAAUGAUGAUGAUGAUGAUGAUGAUAAUGAUCAUGAUGAUUCUGAUAAUGACGAUCAGAAGAGAAAUGAUGAUGAUAUUGACAAUAACAAUGAUAAUGGAAAGAGUGGUCAUGGUGGUGAUGACGAUGAUGAUGCCGACGGCAUUAGUGAUACCCAUCGGGAUAUCAAUGAGAGUAAUGGUGAAGAUCGCGAAGAAGAUGAUGAUGGUGACGAUGGUGGUGAUGACAACAUUAAUGAUAGUCGUGGGAAUAUCAAUAAUGAUUAUAAGAAUAAUGAUGAUGAUGGUGGUGGUGAUAAUAAUAAAGACAAUAGUGAUGCUGACGUUGAUGAUGACAGUGCCAAAGCUGGAGAGAAAACAAUGAGCACAGACGUUAAAAGAAACAGCACCGACAAUGAUACAGAUGAUGAUGGUCGUAGUGAUAAUGAUAACAAUGCUAAUACUGACAGUGAUACAGAUGUUGAUGGUCAUAGUAAUAAUAAAAACACUGAUACAGAUGAAGAUGGUCAGAGUGAUAAUAAAAACAAUGCUAAUACUGACAAUGAUACAGAUGAUGAUGGUCAUAGUGAUAAUGAUAACAAUGCUAAUACUGACAGUGAUACAGAUGUUGAUGGUCAUAGUAAUAAUAAAAACAAUGCUAAUACUGACAAUGAUACAGAUGAUGGUGGUCAUAGUGAUAUCGAAAACAAUGCUAAUAGUGACAAUGAUACAGAUGACGAUGGUCAUAGUAAUAAUGGAAACAAUACUAAUACCAACAAUGAUACAGAUGACGAUGGUCAUAGUGAUAUCGAAAGCAAAGCUAAUACUGAUAAUAGCACGGAUAAAGUUCAUGACGAUGACGUUAAUACUACAAAUGAUCAUGGCGAUGGACAUUAUGAUAAGAACAAUGAUACACUUAAUGGUAAUGACAAUAAUAAUAAUAAUAUAAAUGAUGAUGAUAAUGAUAAUGAUAAUAAUACAAUGGUUGACGAUGACGAUAACAAAGGAUUUGAAAACGAGACGUCACAACAAGAAGCACUUAGUGGAGCUCGGGAAUCGAAGCAGGAAGAUGAUUUAAACAUAGAUGAUAUCAGAAAUAUAACAGAAACAAACGGUGAAAAAGACACUGCGACAGCUCAACUACCAGCAAUUAUAGGCAAAGUAUCAGCAGGUACUGUAGACCAAACACCAAUCGGAAGUGACGUCACCGGCAGACGUGACCUCACAGACGAACACCGCAUGGAUGAUAUGAGCGUCAAAGUUGAUGACUCUGAUGUACGAACUCUGAUCGGUUCUAAGUCUAAACGCCAUGACGACGAUUCGGGUACGAAACUAAAUAAUGGACUCCAUGAUUCAGAUACGAAACUAAAGAAUAGAUCCCAUGAUGCAGAUACGAAACUAAAGAAUGGACUCCAUGAUUCAGAUACGAAACUAAAGAAUGGAUCCCAUGAUGCAGAUACGAAACUAAAGAAUGGAUUCCAUGAUUCAGAUACGAAACUAAAGAAUGGAUCCCAUGAUGCAGAUACGAAACUAAAGAAUGGAUUCCAUGAUUCAGAUACGAAACUAAAGAAUGGACUCCAUGAUUCAGAUACGAAACUAAAGAAUGGAUCAGAAAAACAAAACCAUGAGUCCAAAGGAACACGUGCGUUUAACCAGAACAACACGAUGAACGCAGACGAUGACCAGAAGAAUAAUAGUCGAGUUAACGAAAUAGCAAACAACACUGCAUCCGGAUUGCACAUCAUUUCUAAGGACGAGAAGGAUGGAAUUCUAAUGAAUUCAAGUGGCCUCCCACCACCAGAUGUAGGACGAUCAUCCUAUAAACAGGAUGAUUCGGGACAGACAAAUAUUUGAAACAUUCAACAACAGUAGACCGAAAAUAGCAUAGAAAUUGAAAAUCAGAUAAUAUUAUUGAGCAUAAAAUAUUAACAAGGCCACAAAAACGGAGCUAAUACUCGUAUUUCACGACGCUAAAUUUAAACAGACAUACAAUAGACUGUUCAAAAAAAAAAAUGCUUGUGCGAUUUAAAAAUAAAAUAAAAAAUUAAAGGUA